AUGUCUCCCCUCAGAGCGAAGAUCGUGGAGCCGGAGCAAGGCUCAAGAAGGCUUUCCUCAUUAUCAUCAUCGGCAGCAAUCUGGAAACCACAGCCAGGCGACGAGCCCGAAGAUGUCGUCUUCAACAGUCUAUACGGCCUACGGACGAUCGAACUGAACCGACCGUCGAAACUCAACUCCCUCAACGGGUCCAUGAUCCGCAAAAUAGCUCCGCGACUCAUCGAAUGGCAGAAAUCAGACAUGGCCAACGUGGUCGUCAUGAAGGGUGCAGGGAAGGCUCUGUGCGCCGGCGGGGACGUCGCGGCUUUGGCAAAAGCAAACAUGACAGGAGAACAAGGUCAGAAGUCGUCUGAUGAAUAUUUCGCGCUCGAGUACAAGCUGGACCACCUCAUUGCGACCUACGAGAAGCCAUAUAUCUCCUUCAUGGACGGCUUCACCAUGGGCGGUGGCGUCGGCCUCAGCAUCCAUGCGCCAUUCAGGAUAGCAACGGAGCGCACUGUUUUCGCCAUGCCCGAGACCACGAUUGGGUUCUUCCCCGACGUCGGCGCUUCAUUCUUCCUGCCACGUCUGCCUGGCGCUGUGGGCACCUACCUGGCCCUGACAAGCGAGCAACUCAAGGCGGCGAAUGUGCUCUACGCCGGUAUCGCCACGCACUAUCUGCACUCCACCACACUCCCAAUGCUCGAGACACGGCUGUCGGAGCUUAGGUUCAGGGAUUUUGACAGCUUAGAGAAGCGGUUGUCGCUCAUCAACGACGUCAUCGAGGAAUACUCCACCGGAUUACCACACGACCAGCCGGUGUUGCUGGGAGGAGAGCUGCGCAAGGCCAUCGACCGGUGCUUCUCGAAGCCCACGGUCAAUGAGAUCGUUAAAGCCCUGGAGGAGCAGCCUGAAGGCCCGCUGAAGGAGUGGGCGGACAAAACGAUAGCGACCCUGAGGGCGAGGUCACCGACGUCCGUCCAUGUGGCUUUGAAGCAGAUGCAGCAGGGCCGGCAGUGGAGCAUUGCCGACACGUUCAAGCGUGAGCACCAGAUAGCUGCUAAGUUCAUGCGGCACGGUGACUUCACCGAGGGCGUGAGGGCACAGCUCAUCGACAAGGACAAGAAGCCCAAGUGGCAACCGGCAAGCCUGGAGGACAUCAAAGAGGAAGACAACGUCACCAAGCCGUUCUUUGAGAUCUCGAGCGAUGUGGCCCCGCUGCAACUGUUGACAGAUGCGGACUACCCCGAGUAUCCCUGGAGGAGAUUCGGGCUGCCAACCGAGGAGGACGUGAAGUAUCUGGCGGCGAGGAAGAGCUACACACAGAACCAGAUUGUGAACGCCUUCGCUGCGCAGAGGAAUGGCAAGCAGGGCGUGCGGGAGGUCGUGAGCGAGAUUGUGGCGCGGAAAACAAAGGUGAUUCCCGGCAACAACAUUGCUGAAUGGGUGGAUGAAGAAUAG
Messenger RNA from Diaporthe amygdali, 1440 nucleotides. RefSeq names its product enoyl-CoA hydratase/isomerase. The coding region runs from base 1 to 1440 and encodes 479 amino acids. Gene Ontology annotation, molecular function: 3-hydroxyisobutyryl-CoA hydrolase activity. Gene Ontology annotation, biological process: L-valine catabolic process. The record is from RefSeq and is a predicted model, not a curated record. NCBI's taxonomy places the organism in Eukaryota, Fungi, Ascomycota, Sordariomycetes, Diaporthales, Diaporthaceae. Gene Ontology annotation, cellular component: mitochondrion. The transcript has 2 exons.